AGCAGUGGAACUGGAUGAACGAGACUCUUAGCUAGGAAUCUAGGAUGAAACUGAGAUGGUGGUCCUCACUCUCCCUAGCCUGCGUUUGCAGUUCUUUUGUUAAGAAGCUGGACCUUUGCACGCUUCAUGUACUUAUACCACUCUAGGGGUCAAUUACCACAUAGAAUUUCAUUCUCACCCACUUCUCAACAUUUUUCUUCAUUGUUGUCCGAGUGAUUGAAAUUUGAUUUUCUUCAAGCAAGAUGACAUGAGAAGCAAGGGUAUCUCACGAGCAGCCAAACUGCCAAUAUCUAAGAACUAGAACAUUGUGCAACUCAAGAACUAUCAUGCUCUCCUAUCAUGCCUCCUUCCUCUACUUGAUGAUGCUUGUCAUUGCAUUGAUCUGCAAUCUUGGACUGCAUUCAGCAACUUCUAGUACGGAGUUUAAACAUUCAUUCCGUGGAGAUAACAACCAUUCAAGAAAGGUACAUGUAAAGUCAGAAAAGGCAUACCCAGGCUACAGAGAGCUUAUGGUGCAUGGCGGUUGCACGAAUAGAGAUAUAAGCAUCUCACAAAGUAGAGAUUCCACAUCUGGAAUCCCAAGGUAUAUAGUCCAGAUAGUCAACACCUGUGUUUCCGGAUGCGCUCCUUCAAAUAUUCGUCUGCACUGUGGUUGGUUUGCCUCUGCAAGAAUUAUAAAUCCAAGAACCUUCAAGAGGCUCUCCUAUGAUGAUUGCUUGGUUAAUGGAGGAAAACCUUUGAAGAGCAGCCAAAUCAUCAGCUUUACUUACUCAAACUCCUUUAUGUACCCACUUGCAUUCAAGUCUGCUAAGUUCUGCUGAACAGAAAACAAGUCCAACGGGCAUGAAGUAAUUGAAACAUUCUGCAAAAUGGUUAAAAUACCAAACCAAAGCAAAAAAAAUCCCUCAACCCCAAAUUUUCAAAACCCGAAAUUCAGGACUCCCUCGAGGAAAACCCCAUCACAAUAGCAUGCUUUUAAAACCUAACAUUUAUAGCCGAGACUGCCCAGUGAAUCUUCUCUCUUUCAAAACCCUUUGAGUUUUUGUUGGGUUCCUUUUCACUUCUGUCUUAUUUUAGACUUCCCGAUCGAGUCAAAAGCUACUGUUACAUGCGUGGCUGGUGCAUGGAAGGUCUGAAACAUGAUGCUUCUUUAACAGUCCGUGUGCUCUCAGUUUGAUCUCACUUCCUCACAGUUGUUUUAUUUUUUCCACUUAGAAGAGAUGGAGAGAUAGAAGUUUUCUCAUACUAGAUCUGAAAACGUUGGGUCUUCUUUCUAAGGAUGAUUGGAGCAAUACGGAGUGUCAGCAGUGGCUGGUUGGGAUGGAAUAACUUACAAAAUAUUGAAGGAAAAAACAGUAGCACGGGAUUCUCUCUCUCUCUCUCUCUCUCUCUCGCUCUCAGUUGCCAAAAUAGGUUGGAUGUUGGGGUAAACGCUCACUGCUCAAGAACAGAAACUGAGGUAAAACAACAGAAGCCCGGUCGUAUGCAACUGUGUUGGGCGUUGUCGAGGUGAAUUUAUGUACGUAUGUACGUAUGUAUGUAUAUAUUUAGGUAUAUAUAUAGUGAGUAAUGAGAAAACCCACUAGCUAGGUCUUUAUCUUUAUGGUUGUUUGCAUGGUGCCUUGAUUGUCUCUAACUACUGAGAUGAGACCUCCAGUGGCUGUGUUGUCAUUUUAUGCAUGAUCUAUUGGCAUUAAAGAGCACAUGGCCGGCGCUGUAAGGACUAAAAAAAUUUCGAGAUUAGAGUCUCGAAAAUAAGGUUGAUAUUUUUGCACUGAUGUACAAUCUAUAAAUACCAUUGACUUUGAGAACC
This is a messenger RNA of Carya illinoinensis, 1813 nucleotides long. RefSeq names its product protein TAPETUM DETERMINANT 1-like. The record is from RefSeq and is a predicted model, not a curated record. The transcript is spliced from 3 exons. NCBI's taxonomy places the organism in Eukaryota, Viridiplantae, Streptophyta, Magnoliopsida, Fagales, Juglandaceae. The coding region runs from base 327 to 821 and encodes 164 amino acids. Gene Ontology annotation, biological process: cell fate determination.